Eremomyces bilateralis CBS 781.70 is the source of this 2829-nucleotide messenger RNA. Its product is annotated as plasma-membrane proton-e. The record is from RefSeq and is a predicted model, not a curated record. Gene Ontology annotation, biological process: proton export across plasma membrane; regulation of intracellular pH. The coding region runs from base 1 to 2829 and encodes 942 amino acids. Gene Ontology annotation, molecular function: ATP binding; ATP hydrolysis activity; P-type proton-exporting transporter activity. Gene Ontology annotation, cellular component: plasma membrane. Lineage: Eukaryota; Fungi; Ascomycota; Dothideomycetes; Eremomycetales; Eremomycetaceae. The transcript is spliced from 4 exons.
AUGGCGGAGAAUUCAUCCACCGUGCCGCCGAACCAUCUCGGCACCUCGGUGCCCACCGGUGGUCUCGACGAGAAGCGCGCCCUCGAACAAGAACAUCAGGAGGCACCCGCCGCCGAUCUCCCCCCCAAGAAGGAGACCGUCGACGACGAUGAGGAGGAGGACAUGGAUGCGUUGAUCGAGGAGCUCGAGUCGCAGGACGCCGGUCAAGAGGAAGAGGAGGAGGAGGAGGGCGGCGCUCGCCCUGGCGGUGCCCGUGUCGUGCCUGAGGAACUCCUCCAGACCGACACGCGCACCGGUCUGUCCACCGACGAGGUUGGCCGUCGUCGCAAGAAGUACGGUCUCAAUCAGAUGAAGGAGGAGAAGGAGAAUCUGAUCCUGAAGUUCCUCGGGUUCUUCAUCGGUCCUAUCCAGUUCGUCAUGGAGGCCGCUGCCGUUCUCGCUGCUGGUCUCGAGGACUGGGUUGAUUUCGGUGUCAUCUGCGCUCUGCUCCUGCUCAACGCCGCCGUCGGUUUCAUCCAAGAAUUCCAAGCCGGUUCCAUCGUCGCCGAAUUGAAGAAGACCCUCGCUCUCAAGGCCACCGUUCUCCGUGACGGUGCGCUCGUCGAAGUCGCCGCUCCUGAGGUCGUGCCUGGUGAUAUCCUCCAGAUCGAAGAGGGUACCAUCAUCCCAGCCGAUGGCCGCAUCGUCACCGAGGAUGCCUUCCUCCAGGUCGAUCAGUCUUCCAUCACCGGUGAAUCGCUCGCUGUGGACAAGCACAAGGGCGAUACCUGCUACGCGUCGUCUGCCGUCAAGCGUGGUGAGGCCUUCAUGGUCAUCAGCGCUACUGGUGACAGCACUUUCGUCGGUCGUGCCGCUUCGCUCGUCGCAUCCGCCUCUGGUGGCACCGGCCAUUUCACUGAGGUGCUGAACGGCAUCGGGACGAUCCUCCUGGUGCUUGUCAUCGCCACGCUCCUGAUCGUCUGGGUCUCGUCCUUCUACCGCUCCAACCCCAUCGUCGAGAUCCUCGAGUUCACCCUGGCCAUCACCAUCAUCGGUGUGCCCGUCGGUCUUCCCGCUGUCGUCACCACCACCAUGGCUGUCGGUGCCGCCUAUCUCGCCAAGAAGCAGGCCAUCGUCCAGAAGCUGUCUGCCAUCGAGUCCCUGGCCGGUGUCGAGAUCCUCUGCUCCGACAAGACCGGUACCUUGACCAAGAACAAGCUGUCCCUCGCCGAGCCGUACUGCGUCGCCGGCGUUGACCCGGAAGAUCUCAUGCUCACCGCGUGCCUGGCUGCCUCUCGCAAGAAGAAGGGUAUCGAUGCCAUCGACAAGGCCUUCCUGAAGUCCCUCAAGUACUACCCCCGUGCCAAGAACGUCCUGUCCAAGUACAAGGUCAUCAACUUCUUCCCCUUCGAUCCCGUCUCCAAGAAGGUUACCGCCAUCGUGGAGUCCCCUCAAGGUGAGACCAUCACCUGUGUCAAGGGCGCUCCGCUUUUCGUCCUCAAGACCGUCGAAGAGGAUCACCCUAUCCCCGAUGAGGUCGACGAGGCCUACAAGAACAAGGUCGCCGAAUUCGCCACCCGUGGUUUCCGCUCGCUCGGUGUCGCUCGCAAGCGCGGCGAUAACUCUUGGGAAAUCCUCGGCAUCAUGCCUUGCUCCGACCCUCCCCGUCACGACACCGGUCGCACGAUCAACGAAGCCAAGACCCUCGGUCUGUCCAUCAAAAUGCUGACUGGUGAUGCCGUCGGCAUCGCUCGUGAAACCUCUCGUCAGCUCGGUCUCGGAACCAACGUCUACAACGCCGAACGUCUCGGUCUCGGUGGCGGUGGUGAGAUGCCCGGUUCCGAAGUCUAUGAUUUCGUCGAGGCCGCCGACGGUUUCGCCGAGGUGUUCCCCCAGCACAAGUACAACGUCGUCGAGAUCCUGCAACAGCGUGGCUACCUCGUCGCCAUGACGGGUGACGGUGUCAACGACGCUCCCUCGCUCAAGAAGGCCGACACCGGUAUUGCCGUCGAGGGCGCCUCUGAUGCCGCCCGAUCCGCUGCCGAUAUCGUCUUCCUCGCCCCCGGUCUGUCCGCCAUCAUCGACGCGCUCAAGACUUCCCGCCAGAUUUUCCACCGCAUGUACGCCUACGUCGUCUACCGUAUCGCGCUAUCCCUCCAUUUGGAAAUCUUCCUGGGUCUCUGGAUCGCGAUCCUCAACACCUCGCUGAACCUGGAAUUGGUCGUCUUCAUCGCCAUUUUCGCUGACAUCGCCACCCUGGCUAUCGCCUACGACAACGCGCCCUUCUCCAAGACCCCCGUCAAGUGGAACCUGCCCAAGCUCUGGGGAAUGUCCGUCCUUCUCGGCAUCGUCCUGGCCAUCGGCACCUGGAUCACCCUCACCACCAUGAUGCCGUACCAUAACGACUCCAAUGACGAACCCGGCCAAGGCAUCUACGGUGGUAUCGUCCAGAACUUCGGUGUCCGCGACGAGGUCCUAUUCCUCGAGAUCUCGCUGACGGAGAACUGGCUGAUCUUCAUCACCCGCGCCAACGGGCCGUUCUGGAGCAGCAUUCCCAGCUGGCAGCUCACCGGUGCCAUUCUGAUCGUCGACAUCAUCGCCACCUUCUUCUGCCUGUUCGGCUGGUUCAUUGGCGGCCAGACCAGCAUCGUCGCCGUCGUGCGUAUUUGGAUCUUCUCAUUCGGCGUCUUCUGCGUCAUGGGCGGUCUUUACUACCUCAUGCAGGGCUCGCAAGGAUUCGACAACUUCAUGCACGGCAAGGGCCUGCGCAAGGAUGCGAAGCAGAGGAGCCUGGAAGAUUUCGUUGUCUCAUUGCAACGUGUCUCCACCCAGCACGAAAAGACCCAGUAA